Messenger RNA from Beta vulgaris subsp. vulgaris (sugar beet), 2716 nucleotides. RefSeq lists its product as uncharacterized. The coding region runs from base 256 to 1941 and encodes 561 amino acids. The transcript is spliced from 4 exons. NCBI's taxonomy places the organism in Eukaryota, Viridiplantae, Streptophyta, Magnoliopsida, Caryophyllales, Amaranthaceae. The record is from RefSeq and is a predicted model, not a curated record.
GCAGGACACAGAACCCAAGGAACUUUGCUUAUAAAUAGGGAGAGGAGAGAGAGAUUUUUCCAUAUCCUCAUUUCUCUUUCUCUCUAAAAUUUGAGAUUUCUGCUCUCUCUCUCUUUCUACUUCAGAGCUCUUUCUCUCUCUAAGUCCGGGCUCCAUAUUCUUCGUCCGACCAGGUACGCUUUUGUUUUGUUUUUUCGCUAACUUUUUCUCUCUUUCUUUCAAUAAAUUCGGCCGACCCCCUUCUGUUGAUAAAUAAUGGGGAGCUCGUCCGAGUCAGUGACACCUCCUCCUUCACCUCCUUAUAAUUUAGCCGAGGAGGUGAGGGGUAUGGGCAUGGUAUUGGUGUCAACUUUAAUAAGUUGCCCCGAUCCCUCGGCUGUGCCUGAGGCGCUUUCCCUCCCGAGUACUCCUUCGCAAGCCGAGGAGGAGGAGGCCGAGGGUGCCAUCCCUCUACCCUGGGAGGUGUCCCUGGCCUAUCCCUCUUCGAGGAGUUACUUAGACAAAUAUUUAUCUGAUGGUGUAGUUAGGAUAAUUAUGCCGGGAGAAGAAGGCGAGGCUUCGACGUCCGGGCGGCUCGUGUAUCCAGAAAUAGAUCCCAAAGGCGGACCGGGAGCGAAGUUCCCCCUUCCGUCAUUAAUAAAAGCCCUGGUAGAGGAUGCCCGAGGCCAAGCGGCCAAGUUUCAAAUAAAGGACCCCUAUUUGCUGGUCCGACCCGAUGCCAGCCACACUAUUCUGACUCCACCACCCGGAUGCACUGCCUUCUACUACAAAGCCAUGGAGAUGGGCUUGAGGUUCCCGCUGACCCAGUUCGAGAAGGACUUAUUGAACGCCUACAAUUUGUGUCUGGGUCAGCUUUCUCCGAACUCUUGGGGUGGAAUUUUGGCUGUCCAGGUAAUCUGUGACCUUAUCAGCGUUAGGCCGACCCUCACUCUCUGGCGCCACAUGUACAAAUUGUUCGAAAUGCCAGCCGGGGAUCAUGGUCCUGGUUGGUGGUGCUUCCAGGCUCGGCGAGGCUACCGAACCGUCCUUGACCUUCCCACUUCUCAAAAGGGGUUUCGCCGAGGGUUCGCCUUUGUCUACCAUGGGGGAGAGUGGGGCAUCCCAACCGUACCUCCAUCGGCCGACCCAAACCAUUGCUUGAACUUCAAGGUGCCCGAGCUAUCCGAUGAGGAGGUUGUGGCUGCUAUUUAUAUGCAAUUGGAGGCCAAGAUAGUGGAUGGCGGCGAAGUUUUUGUAGCGGAGAACUGGCUCCCGAGCUGCAAACUUUUUAAGAACGAGCACUUUCUGGCGGCGUUCGGUCUGAGCCCGGCCUUUCCCAAGGAAGCUUCUCUAGCAUUCAUUAAGGAAACCGACCAAGAAAUGGCCGAGCAAUUGACAUCUGCUGCUUUGAAAGCUGCUCGGAUCAGGGCCGAGAUGAAGGCCAACAAAAUCAACAAACCCUCUAAGCCAAAGGACCCGUCCAACCCUAAGCCGAAGAAGCGUAAGGAACGGGACGAGGUGAGGGUCGAGCUGACCGAGAAGGCUUUGGCCAAGGCCCGGGCCGAGAAGGAGGCUUCCGCGAAGAAGGCUAGGAAGGAGCCUUCGGUCGAGGUAAACAGUCCUCGACCAACUUCCGGAGAGGGUGACACUCAUGUCUCGGUUCACCCUUCCGAUUUUGAACCGGUCCGGAGUCUGGGGUAUGUGCCGGCGUCCUCCCACCCCUCCUUGGUUGAGCAGACUCUGUCUAAGGCGCCCAUUCCCUUUACUCAAAUGUCCAAGACGGACAAGAAGAAGAGGAUUUCUGAUGCCUUGGAGAUCCUGUGUACCCAGACCGACCGAGAUCACAUCAACAAGGUCAAUGGGAGGAAUGAGUCGAGCGAGCUUUUUCGCUCCUGGAUGGACUUCUCUAUCCGAAUGACCAAGGUGGCCGAGGACCGGCUUGCUUUGGUCCAAGAGGUCUAGGAGCUGAAAGAUGCGGCUCGGACGCACUUUGACAAGCUCUAUCAAGCCGAGGAGGGUAAGCGCUUGGCCGAGCUCAAACUGGACGAGGCUGAGGACAAAAUCCGGAAGGGCGAGGAGGCCUGGCAGAAAGAGCAAGAGGAGUGGAAGGUGGAGAGGGCCAACUUAACAAUGCCCAAAGGCAAUUCUGAGUCGGCUAAGGCUGCCGUUGAGGCCAAAGUGACUCGGAUCCAAGGCGACUUGGACAGGGUCAAAUUCAAGCUCGCUACGGCCGAGGCCCAGCUGAAGGAAUCCCAGGAGGAGGGGUUCACGGCAUGGCAGGCCUCUGAUGCCUGUACCGACUUUUGUGCCGACGUGAGCCAAUCCUCCCACAAGAUGGGUGAAGACGAGGCCCUUACUAAGCUCAGGGUCGCCCUGGCCGACUCCUGCCCUUCAGCGGACUGGAACUCGGUCUGGUCCCGCUAUCAGGAGCUGGCUGAGGCCGAGGCAGCCGUAAUUCGAACAAAGAUGGUCGAGGAGGCGAGCUCGGAUGAUGAGGAUGAUGACGAUGAUGAAGAAGCUGCCGAAGAAGGCGGAAGCACCGGGCCGCCUCAGCCAGAGAUCGCUGCCAAGCAACCUGCUGUUGAGCAACCUGCGGCCGACCCCUCCACCCAGAUGCCUUGGGAUAUUACUCUCUUCUUAGCCUACUUAGCUAGUGGCCUCUCCGAUGGAGCUUUUUGUAAUUUAAGGCAUUUUGUAUUUUUUGCUUUCCUCCAUGUUUUUUUUGCAAACUUUUGGU